Messenger RNA from Alternaria viburni, 1065 nucleotides. RefSeq lists its product as uncharacterized. Lineage: Eukaryota; Fungi; Ascomycota; Dothideomycetes; Pleosporales; Pleosporaceae. The record is from RefSeq and is a predicted model, not a curated record. Bases 1 to 1065 code for a protein of 354 amino acids. The transcript has 2 exons.
AUGCAAGUCGGAAAGAAUCUUUAUGACUUCCUGGAACUUGCGAGCCAUGGCAGUUUCGGUGAGUACUUUUGGAUCGACGCGCUUUGUAUCAAUCAAAGCGAUGAUGUCGAGAAGAGUCUGCAGGUACAGCGGAUGGGAGAUCUCUACAAGAACGCCAAAGAGGUUCUCGUGUGGCUUGGUGAUGGCAAAGAGAAUCGUAUCCGAGACCUUUUUUUGCAGAUGGAGCGUGCAAUUGCCGUCUCGGAGAAGACUCGCUAUGUGAAGAGGAAAGGUCUCCUAGGUGUUGGGCCGACUGGUUUGAGAAGAUAUGGUGACGUAUGGGUUGCGCUGGACACGGCAUCAGCUGUUGGCUCCAACGACGGGUGCUUCAAGGACAGGAAUGAUCUCUUCGAUAUCUGUACGACUGAUUUGGCAAAUCACCCUUACUGGAACCGCGCCUGGACUGUUCAGGAGCUAUUGUCGGUCCGGAGUCCGCAACGCAUCUUCGUUUGUAGCGUGGCAAAAACGCGCGCUUUGGAAGAGCUACUGCAUCACUGUCAGGAUGAUCCACGGUUGAGGAGGAUUCAGAUGCUACUGAAAGGGACCUACUUCCGCCACGGUUCAGCGAUACCCUUCUGGUUCAUCUUCUACCAGCUCGGUCGCACGCUGGAAUGCCGCGAUCCUCGAGAUCGCAUCUACAGUCUACUCUUUGGAGUGCUUCCCUACUCCAAGCAGAUGGAGCUAUGGUUUGACAAGGAUGGGAUUGAGAGUAGGAUAACCAAUUGGAAAGACGCCAAUCGGUACGCUGGUCUAUGCCGAAGCGACAUUAAGUCCAACGACGAUGAAAACAAGGACGACGGAAUCAUGGACUCGUGGAAGUUGAGACCACAUUUCACCCUCAAGAUGACUCACGAGUACCCGAUCGCAUGCGUGGAUUUCAUGGAAUCUCAGGGAGAAGAGGCUAUUAGGAAGAGUCUCCAGAGUCUUGAAAUUGGGUUUAGGAAAUAUGGCGAUAACAAGAAGUAUAGCGAUGACAGCAUCCGCGGGAUGUUGUCGGCCACAGCGGACUUCGGCACAACCUCGUAG